Molecule: messenger RNA, 3496 nt
Organism: Aaosphaeria arxii CBS 175.79
Lineage: Eukaryota; Fungi; Ascomycota; Dothideomycetes; Pleosporales
Exons: 3
Coding region: 437-3061 (874 amino acids)
Source: RefSeq, a predicted model, not a curated record
GCGAUAACAGGAAAACCUCAGCAACAACCCGUGCGGGGUAUGUGAGAAGCCAUACAUAUCACCCUCGUACAAGGCUGAGAUUCAGCCUUUUCAAUUGGCCAGGCAGCACUCCCCCGUUCCACGAUGACUGUGCCCAUUCCAAUCUUUUCCUGCCGUGUAACGGCGCGGUUUAAUGGUUAUCUCGCGCUUAGCGGGGGAGCUGAAAGACGUGUUGGGUGUUCAGUGGUCUCCCUCAUGAUGGGGGAGGGCUGCAGUGUCCUUCGACAUGCGGGAGUGGCGUUCCGGACGACGUGCAGGUGGGUGCGUUACAACUUAUGCAGCUGAUGUGAUGGAGCGUAUGUAUACUGUAUAACGACGCGAAUCCUUCAGCCUUCUUCUCACAAACAUCACGCAACCCUUUUUGUUUCAUCUUUGAUAUAUCACUCGAGUUUAGGAGAUGGUGAAGAACAAGGGAGAGGCCGCGAAAGAGCAGCCGGUGGAGGACCCCCAACCCGCGAAGAUGUCCAAAUCUGCGAUGGGCCUUCUACCGCAAGUUCAGAGGCCAAAAGUCUCGCCCUACUGUAGUUCGCCGAUUCAACUACAAUUCGGUACGGAAAAUAAAGCAUACUACGUUCCGAUGGACUUGUUGCAAACCCCGAAGUGGAUCGAACAAUCGAGAUUCUGGAACCCAACCAUCCAGCUGCCCGAUGUUGACGAGGAGAUUGGACACGUCUUGGUGCAUUACCUGUACACCGGUGAAUAUCAGACACUCAACAAUGCGGACGCUUCUCAGUCUGCCGUCGAUGUCGAGUUCAAAAAAGCAGUCUCGACAUACACCGCAGCAGAGAAGUAUGUCCUACCGGGACUAUCAAGCCUGGCGAAAGAGCGAAUCGAGUCGCUCAGCGAGGAGAUGAGAAUCCACGAGAUCAUCGAAUCCAUCGACUCGCAAAUGUCCAAGUCAACCGCCGGUCGCACUUGGCUUGGUUCCUUCCUGGAGGCAAAGCUGAGCUCGGCUUUUGAAGAAGAUUACGCAGACUUUGCGGACAACGAGAUCUGGAUGAUGAUGAAGGAUCCGACUCUGAUCGGAGACGUGGCAUACUACAUCUGUAAGCUGUUUGGCAGUAAGGUCGCCGAUUUAAGCAUGCAGUUGACACCUGAGUCGACUGAGAUUGAGGGGCACGUUGACGUCAAGGAAGACGCAUGCCUUGUGGAGGUCAUACCUCCUCCAUCAGAGCUUCCAGAACAAGCGGAUACCGAGCCAGCUGUCGAACCAGAAACUCCCUGUCCAGAGCCCCAGGCUGAGCUCAUGGUCAAAGCAUCACCCUGCGAAGCCAGUGCCGAAGAACCACCUCCAUCGGCCACGCUAUCAGUGGACGAUGAAGACGGCCUACCCAAGGAUCAAACGGAGCGGAACAGAUUGCUGAUGGAAGCCUCCACCAAAGCAAAGAUGGAAGCCUUAGUUGAAAAGCUGACCGAUCUUACGGGCUUGUUACCGAAGAAGAAGCAGAAACGAAUCAUAGCGCUGAGGAGAGCCUGGACAGCAGAGAGAGAAGCCUUAAUCGAACAACGCGAACGAGACAUGGCCGAACAACGCGAACGAGACAUGGCCGAACAACGCGAACGAGACAUGGCCGAACAACGCGAAAGAGACAUGGCCGAACAACUCAAAAGAGACAUGGUCGAACAACUCAAAAGAGCCUUGAUCGAAGCGCCGCCUGCUCCCCCACUAGACUACCAUGACGACGAUCCCAUACAGUUCUCAUUCUAUGCUUCUUCCCGCGCAGGACACGAGUCAUUGAUUGUAGAAAGGCCACCAAUAAUGAACGAUAUCAGCUGGAUCACCAAGAUGAAUUCUGCAGAGGCCCAGAACAAGCAGAUGUUGAUGAACGACACUGUUGCUGAGGAGGUAGUGGCCCCGCCGGUUGUGGAAGAGCCCAUGAUGGAAGAGGCAUCGCCAAUCACUGACGGCUGGGGUGCUUCUAUGACAAGGAAGUUAAGCAAAAAAGAGAAGAAAAAGAAAGGCGCCAAGGCAACUAAGAGUGAGGAAGCCGAGUUCUUUGAAUUAACAUCUCAAGAGCCCGAGCUACAGCCAGAACCAGUGGCCCAGCCAGACGACGGCUGGGGGUCCUGGGGAAUCACUCCCAAAGACAAGAAGAAAAGUAAAAAGAAGGCCAUGUCUACUGAGGUCGACGAACCGGCAGCUGUGGAGUCAGAGCCACCGCCACCGCCAGAGCCAGAGCCAGCGCCAGUGGCCCAGCAAGACGACGGCUGGGGAACCUUCAACUUCGGCACUACUUCGACCAAAAAGAAGAAAAAGAAGGCAGCGCCAGAGCCCGAACCAGCCCCUGAACCUGAACCGGAGGAAGAAGACCCCUGGGACUUCAACCCCUUGGGUAGCAAAAAUAAGAAGGGCAAGAAGAAGGGCAAGCUUGAGGUGCCAGCACCUCCUCCGCCAGAGCCCGAACCGGCCACUGAACCUGAACCAGCGCCAGCACCACAACCAGCACCGGCGCAAGAUGACGGCUGGGGCUUCACCUUCGGAAGCACCUCGACGGGUAAGAAGAAGAAGGUUAAGAGCAUCAAGCCAGCAGCACCUCCGCCCGAGCCAGAGCCAACCCCACAGGCAGAGCCAACCCUAGAAGCAGCACAAGCGGCAGAAGCGGCAGAAGCACAACAAGCAGCAGAAGCACAACAAGCAGCAGAAGCACAACAAGCAGCAGAAGCACAACAAGCAGCAGAAGCAGAACAAGCAGCACAAGCAGCACAAGCAGCAGAGGCAGAAGCCGCCCUCGACGCCCCGGUCGGCAAGAAGAAGAAGAAAAAGGGCAAGAGAGCCAUUUCUCCCUCUCCUCCUCCGCCCGAGCCAGAGCCAGUCCCAGAAGCAACACACAUGCCGGAUGCGCUCAACCCGGGCGACGUCCAACCCGCCAACUACUGCUUCUUCUGGGUCUCACACAUGGGGUCGGGAGCCUGGAGGAAUUGCAACCAAUGCCGCAGCUUCAUGGCCGAUGCCGUGAAUGGGACGGCAGCGGCUAAGGACCCGGUGUCUGAGAGUAGCGGUGGGUUUGAGAUUGUGGAGUGAGAUUGCAAUAGUCAGAAGGGGGAGGGAGGAAGAUGAUGUGUGUGCUGGUGUUUGAGAGACGAUUUUCGGUUAUUGGCUGUUUCUGUUUCGGUACUGGAUUUCUUAUGUUCUGGGAAUGAUUUAAUGACCUGCUUUAUGAUAGAUAAAGUAUGCUGUAUUCGGUAUGUUUGCUUUGCUUUUUAUAACUUUCGAGGUUUCACAUGUUCCAUGCAAGAUGAGUUGGGUGAACCUUUUUUCCGAUUUCUUUUUUGAUAUCUCUAUCGGAUUCGUAACCGUGAUUCCGUAUCGUACAACAGUUGAUCGAGUAGCAUGUCCGCCCCUUCGCUCUAUCUCUUGACGAAUAAGGUGAACCUAUCCCUGAAGACGUCUCUUACACCCCCCUUCUUCAUCUCGAAUAUAUGAAAACUCCAAUGCCCAUGCUGGAAUAAAAAAAAA